GCCCAGUGUAUCUUAGACUACACCUCUACUGUGUACACCUUGUGAGAGUGUAGAGGUUGUGUGUGUGUGUGUGUGUGUGGGUGGGUGUGAGGAGUCACAGGUAACUGGGGUAGCUCACAAAUGUAUAUUUGUGUUUAUACUUCUGUAUAUAAUUGUUAUUUACUGCUGGUUGUGUUCGCAAAUUAUGUUACGUAUACAAUAUUUGGCGUAAAAAUUGGUCUCUGAAUCUGAUUUGUCUGCCAGACGUUAUUCCAUGGUUGGUCAGUAUUGAUUUGUUUCUAUUAGAUCAAGAUUAUCAAUUAUUUUAUAAUGUGUUAAAACGUUAUAUUGGUGUACAGGACGGAGCAGUGUGGUUCAUGACAGUCUUGUACGCUGUGGUGAGAUUAUUGUGUGGUGAUGAUAACUGUUGAGUAAGGUAAACAUGACCUUGUGUGUGUUGUGAUGAAGUGAUGAUACACGUGGAGGCAUCACUCACAACACUGGCAAGUCUUGUGAUGACGGACGCCCGCUGACCUAGUGUUCCCUGCCUCUCACUCACUCUACUGCCUGCCUCUCCCUCACUCUACUGCCUGCCUCUCACUCACUCUACUGCCUGCCUCUCCCUCACUCUACUGCCUGCCUUCCCUCUCUCACCCUUGAGCCUCUCCUUCCUGCACCAUCUGUGGCAGUCAUCUGUCCGUCCCCACUGCCCCUGGCCGCUCGUCAGGCGUGCCAGCUGGCCCUGAGAGUUGGCGUGGUUGACAGCUGGUUGGGAAGACGGGCGAGCAGGUGGGUGCCGGGCGUAAGGCUCCACAUGCAAAUUGGAGCUUCCACUGGGGUCGUAUGUAUGUAAAUGUAACGGCCAACAAGUGGACACUGUUAAAGUGACCCUCAGAACAGGACGCUUCCAGUCGUCGUCUCCAGUCUGCCACGCUCUUCCCAGCUCCCAGCUGCUGCUCCCCUGUGCUGGGAGGCGUAGCACCCUGCUCCCUUGUGCUGGGAGGCGUAGCCCGGGUGCUGCCCCUUGUGCUAGGAGGCGUAGCCCGGGUGCGGGACAACAUAGGAGUGGCCAGCGUGGAGAGGAGGCGGCAGGGAAUGCGUCACAAUGACCAUGUCCUCGACGGGAGAACUGACGUCGGAGCAGCUCCACCAGCUGUACCUGUGCAGCCUCCUCCUGGGCAAGAAGAGGGAGCAACCCAUAUUCUCGUGCAAGGCGCACGUCUUCCACAUCGAUCCCAAGACCAAGAGGUCGUGGAUCCCGGCCUCAUCUUCCGCUGUCUCUGUCUCCUUCUUCUACGACUCCACCAGGCAGCUCUAUCGUAUUAUCUCUGUCGAGGGCACCAAGGCAGUGAUCAACAGCACCAUAACCCCCAACAUGAUGUUUACCAAGACUUCACAGAAGUUUGGCCAGUGGUCGGACAUGAGAGCCAACACAGUCUACGGUCUGGGCUUCUCCACUGAGGCCGAGCUCAAUAAGUUCAUAGAAAAAUUCCAGGAAGUGAAAGAGGCCACUCGAUCGGGCAAGACCAAUGGCACAAUAGGUGGUAGCGGGGGCGGUGUUAGCGUAGGAGCAGGGGGUGGGGGCAGCGUGGGGGCGGUAUCGUCAUCCUCGGGGCCCGCCUCUGCCACUGCCUCGCCUCUCACAUCACGAGCCAAGAUUCAACCAGACUCAACAUGUGAAGUCAACACAGUUACUGCAGGUCUGGAUCACCUAGCUCUGGCCAACUCUAAUGACAUUAAUGCCACGCUGCUCAAAUCGUCACUAGUUGCUCAUCAGCGCUCACAAAGCCUCUCAGGUCUCCAGCCGGCAGGAGAAAGCCCAAAGCACAAGCAAGGAGGGGGAGGAGGAGGUGGCGGGGACAAAGUAGGGUCCACAGGAGCCAGCAGUAAUGUAGAUACACAAAUGCAGCUCAAAUAUGAGAACGACCGUCUUAAACUGGCACUAGCUCAAAGUUCGGCCAAUGCUAAAAAGUGGGAGAUCGAGUUAAAUUCAUUAAAAACUACAAAUGCCCGGUUAACAUCAGCACUACAAGAAUCUACAGCUAAUGUUGAAGAAUGGAAGAAGCAACUACAGACAUACAAGGAAGAGAAUAAUCGCAUGAAGACACGUAUUCACGAAUUAGAUGCUGGAGGUCGAAUUGGUAGAGGUGAAUCGGAAGAACUUGUCAAGGAGAUGGCAUGUCUACAAGCAAGGUUGGAAAACCUUGAGGAACAGAUAAGGUCUAGGGAGGCGACAAUCGACGAAUUAGAAAAUCAGCUUCAGCAUGCCCGAGCUGAUGACCAACGGGAGAAAAUACAGCGUCUUUCUGAAGAAAAUGAGCAGUUACGCAUGGAGACUGCACGUGCUCAAUCUCAACUAGAUGUAGCUAUGUCAACACAAGAUUCUCAAAGAGGUGUGGUUGAGAGCGUCAACAUGCAAUUAGGUGAACGUAUUAAAGACCUUCUGGCUCUUCACCACGAAUUGAAUCACCUACUUACUACCUGAGGCGGGUCGGGUCGGGGGCUGCCACCCCACCCGCAGCAACGCUCCAGUGCUGGCCAGAGAAAGACUAUUCGCCUUCAGGCUGUCUGGCAUGUCUAGUGAGCGCGGGGAACUAUGGCCGCUUCUGACCUGGAAUCACGCUACACUUUUUACUUCCCCUUCUAUAAUCCCAAUGUAUUAUUUUUUGCAUUUUUUGUAAAUAAUACUCUGUCAUUCCUCACACCGCUAGCCCAGCUUCUUUUAUCUUGUCUUUUUUGUCAAGUCUUGAAAGAAGACAAGUUACUGUGAGGCUCUAGGAACUGUUUGAUUAAUAUUUUCCCUUUGUAUUCAAAUUUCAUCAGGAUUACCAAUUCAUUUAUUGUUUUUAAUAAUGCAGCUUAUUUUCUUUAUCUUAAUCUUCUUGGCAGCUAAUUCAUAUGUUGCACUUACUAUAGGAUUUGUAGCUCUGUGAUUUAUAAAAACUGUAACUGAUACAAAUUUUAUUUAAGCUCUUUUUCUAAAAGUUUACCUCAUUUCCUCAUUUAUGUGCUCUGCAAAAUUAAUGUAUGUAGCAAAAUGACCAACAUAGGCACACGAAAAGCUUAAUCUUCCUUAUUCCUUUUGUCAUUAGUGGAAUCCAGUUGGCCACGGUUGUUAUUGUAUUUGGAAAUUAUACACUGGCACUUUAUUUACGAUUUUAAUGUUCACCAUCGUUGGCAUUCUACCGCUGCUCUGGUAGUUUGAUGACGGCAUAUAUGCAUACUACUGUAUUUUCAUUCAUGGUUAUUAUAAGAUGUUUGAGUGGGUGUGCAUAAUAUUUUCUAUCUUAUCUACCAGAAAGCACUGGAGUGCAUAUGCAUACUCUUAAUUUUAUUAUAAGGUCAUACUUUAGCCUGUUCACUAUUAGGCUUUCGUGGUAUUUCCUCAUUGUCCCCAGCUUGUUUUAUUGAUAUUAUCCGUCAUAAGACUUGGCUCAUCAAAAGGUAGCAUUUUGUCAUAUUCUUGAUGAUGUACAUAUGGAGCAAUAGUAAUCUUGUUUAGUUGUAUUUUAUUAAUUUAUACAUUAUUUAAUUACUUACUUUAUAUGGAAAUAGUAUAUUUAUGCAUUAUCAAAACUAUGACAAAAUUACUUUACAUUUGGAUCAUUAAUUUUGAAGUGGUAUUUUUUAUAGAUUAUUUCAAAUUUAAUUAAGAGCUGUAGUUAGGGUAUAUUGUUACAUAAUAUUGGUUAAUACCUACAGGAAUUACUAGAAGGGGUGAGGAGGGGGGCAAGGUAAGGUUAUUAUCAGGAGCAAACACCAAGUCAGUACGAUUAUAUGGAAGGAGACGGGGUGAUGGCAACUACCCAUAUAUGAGGUACAUAGAAGCUCAACGGAGUUGAUAUUCAAUACAUGAUAACUUAAAGCUAAUUUUCUUGAUUAUUAAAUAGUUCUUGCAUUCUGAAUGUUUCACUCAAUUUUUCUUUAUUGGCAUUUUCUAGUAUUUUGAAAGUGAAAUAGUUGUGUAAUUUAAAGGAUUGAACCUUUUGUCCUUGAAUAUAGGCACAAUGCCAUAUUUGUCACUUUACAUUAUCAGUGGUUAGGAGAGCUCUUCAGCACAUUCCUUCAGGAAUAGGAGAUAUUUUAUCUUCUAUUGCUUCAUUAUUUUUUUAUAUCUUAGUGAUAUCUUAUUUACUUCUCAAGUUACUUCAAUGUUUACAAUUUCUUUCCCUUACAUGUUUAAGUAUACCUCAUUAGACUAGUGUAAUUACCUAAAUGUAGUUACAGGAUGAGAGUGAUGCUCGUGGUGUCCCGGCUUUCCAAUAAUCUUUGUCAGAUGAUGCUUUGAUGAUUUUGGCAUCCACCAUCUUCUCACCUCAAUUGUGUGUAUAUAGUUAUGUGUAGGGUGAGGGUGUGUAUAUACAUGUGUAUGUGUGUGUGAAUACACAUUCUAACCUACUUGUGUAUAUGGGGAGCGAGAUCAUGCUCUAGAGUCCUGCCUCCUCAAUAUUGUGAAUAUUUUAUAUAAUAAUACUACAUGGAAAUAUUGUUCAACACUUUUACAAGAUAUUUGUGUGCCAAACAGUAUCAGUUGACAAUGAUUUCUUAAUUUCUCAGGCCAAGAGUAAAGCAAAUCUGAGAUUAUGAGAAUUUAUCUUAAAAAGUAAACUUUGAGAUUGGAAGCUGUAGAGACUGGAUGGUGGUCAUGCUAUAUGGUGCAAGAUACUAGACAUUCUAGUUGGACGUAGGUAUAAAUGUGCUAAUUGAAUAUUCCACUCAAGUUUGCUACUUGUAUACCUGUGGUACUUAAACGUAAUUUCACUGCAGAAAAUAAGUCACAAUAACGUGGCUAAAAAAUGGUCCAGCCCACAGGUAUGAAGUUAAAUGAAAAUGACAAAAUUUUGGUCCACGCUGCACCCUUAUCAAGUUGUGACCUGGAUAGUGACCUGGACUUGCUAAGGGUCCAGAUCAGACCAAAACAUUGUCACUGUCAUAUCAUUUCAUACGUGUAGGUUAGGUUAUUUGUAAUUUGACUGCAAUGAUGGCAGUUUUGGGAAGUAGUUAUGCAUUAUAUUUAGGGAAAGGGGGGGAGGGGGAGGAGUUGGUAAGUAACUCAAUAGUUCAUUUGUUAAAUUACUUUAAGUUUGGUGCUUACUUGCCUUAAGAUUCAUAUAAUGUGCGUUCCUGAUUUAAUGAUCUUUUGCAGCAGCGUUGCCAUUUAUCAGACUGAUAUCGGUCACUGUAAAGUACCGAAUAGUUAGAUUAUUUUGACAAAUUUGUUAAUUUCUUAAUGAUUAAUAUUGCUUUAGAUUUGAUAAACAAUUGACAUUAGUAUGUUGUAAUGUAGUGUAUUACUUGGUAGUUACCAGACAUAACAUGGCAUCUUUAGUAUCAGUACACUACAUAUAUCAACUAUUUACGGGUAGGUGCCAAUUUUUUUUUUUGUUUAAGUUCUGAAACCAAAUAGCUUUAAAUUUGGUAUAAUUUUUCCAUUAGAAUUUAAUCAAAUUUUGUGUUAUGUUUUGGGUUAUGCAGCGUGGUGGCGAUGUGGCACUGGAUGGCACAUACAGUGUCAUAAUCUUCACUAAUGCAUGGGGGCCAUUUUUAUAUAGUAUCUUAAUAAUACCUGAUGCCAGUGUCAGGAAUUUUCAAGUAGAGACAAUACUUUUGUACAGUAAUGAUUUUGUAAUGGAGAUAGAAAAUUGUAAAUGGACAUAGCACUUCUGUAAAGGACAUAGGACAAUCAUAGGUAAGAUAGGACCUUUACAGCAGAUAUUGAACUCAAUAUACAUUUUUGUCAUGUAGCUGCAGAUACAAAAAUUUGAGGUGGGAAUAAUACUUUUGUAAUGGAGGUGAGGUCUUUGUAGCCGAGAACUUUCAUAGUGGCAGUAGGAGUGUUUUGAAGUGUCGAUAGGAAUGCUGUUGCAGAGAUAUUUUUGUAACAGACUUCACUUUUGUAGCUAUGAUAGGGCUUUUGUAAUGAUGUUGAUAGGACUUUUGUAAUGAAAAUAAGACUUUUGUAAUAA
This is a messenger RNA of Procambarus clarkii (red swamp crayfish), 5945 nucleotides long. The record is from RefSeq and is a predicted model, not a curated record. NCBI's taxonomy places the organism in Eukaryota, Metazoa, Arthropoda, Malacostraca, Decapoda, Cambaridae.